CAAUCGUUAUACGGCGUUCAUAUCGUCUAUUCCGCGGAAAUCACUUGUGCAGGUUCUUUAAUGGGAUUCACAAUGGGGGAUUCAUUCAUCUCCAGGGAUGAGAAGAAACUGUAUUUAUUCGAUGUUGACGGCACCUUGACGCCAUCUAGGCAGCCAAUUGAUGAUGACAUGGAUAAAUUGCUCAAGCGUCUACGGCAAAAGGUGGUUGUUGGUGUCGUCGGUGGGUCAGAUCUGCCGAAAAUUGUUGAACAAUUGGGCAAGGCCUCUGCUUCGACUGAAGAAGUUCUGCUGGCCUAUGACUUUACCUUCUCUGAAAAUGGACUGGUAGCACAUAAAGGAGGACAACUUCUGGACAUGCAGAGCAUUGAGAAGCACAUGGGAGAAGAAAAGCUACAGGAGAUGAUAAACUUUUCUCUUCGGUAUAUGUCUAACAUUCACCUGCCCUUCAAGAGGGGUAAUUUUGUGGAAUUUCGACAUGGGAUGAUCAAUCUUUCGCCAGUGGGCAGAAGUGUCACUUUGGAGGAACGGCAAGCUUUUGUCAACUAUGAAGCAACCCAUCCAGUGAGGCAGAAAUUUCUUAAUGCUCUGAAGGAGGCAUUUCCUCAUUAUGGAUUGGAGUUUGUGAUUGGAGGCCAGAUCAGUGUGGAUGUCUAUCCAGUGGGUUGGGACAAGACCUAUUGCUUGCGACAUAUUGAAAAGGAGAGUUUUUCUGAGAUCCACUUCUUUGGGGACAAAACCAUGCCAGGAGGCAAUGAUCAUGCCCUUUAUGAAGACCCACGAACCAUAGGCCAUUCUGUGUCUGGACCUGCAGACACCAAGAACCAGAUCCUUGAACAUUUUCCAGACUUGAAGUCAUGAAGGUUUCCAGAAAUGGGGUAAAGGGUAUUUCAUAUAUGCUGGGUACAGAGAAAAAAGUGCU
Molecule: messenger RNA, 919 nt
Organism: Darwinula stevensoni
Lineage: Eukaryota; Metazoa; Arthropoda; Ostracoda; Podocopida; Darwinulidae
Source: the annotation of a GenBank genome assembly